AUGGGUCUUCGGGCUCAUGCUGUAGCGUCAUCCGAUGGCUGGCUUCGGUCGCUAUUCUGGUUUCUGCUCAUCUGCUCCAACUUUGGCUAUACUGACCAAAUCCACAACUUCCUCGAUCUGCCCUUCGACGACCCGCUGAAUCUCUCGCCGGCCAUGCUGCGCAACCACCAUCGUAUUCGUCGUCAGGAGAAAGAUUGCUCACCGGGACGCCAGUUUAUCUGCUACGCCUACGAUGGAUUGGACGAACCGUAUCCGGAAUGGCUUCAAAAUACCGAUGCCAAGUGCGAAAAAUGCAAGACCGAUAGCGUAUGCAAGGACACAGACAAGGUGGAGACAGCCACCGAUGACGUCAGACCUCAAGUCAAGAAAAGCUGUCGUCCCAACCUUUGCUUCAACCUCGCCCAGGAGCUCGACGAGGAAGGAGGCCGACGGGUUCGCCGCCAAUCCAUGACGGAACAAGUGAUUCGCUACCCGAAAUGCAUUGACAUCAACGGGCUGUCGACUUAUGAUCGCAAUCGUGUCGAAGCCGAUCCGAUGCUCGACUGCCGGACCAACGUCUUCUUCAAGGCCAACGGCGCCGAGGAGCUGAAACUGACGCCGCCAUCAUGCGACGGUGACGAUGAUGUUCGGAUCUGCAAGGGCCGAAGGGAGCCUACAACGGCCCCUACUCCUACCACAGCCGGACCCGAGGACGACCCUUUCCUGUCCACGACAAUGAUCGUCAUCAUCGCCGCCGGAGCUUCCAUCCUCAUCUGCCUUCCUUGUUGCUAUGGGUGUCAUCUAAUUUGGAAAGCGAUACCAGAAACCGAGCCCUCUCCGUUGCCAUCGGCUCAUUUCGCUGAUACCGUGAAGCUGGUCGACCAGGAGAUUUUUGGCAGCUGGGGAGCCGCUUUCAAGGAAAAAAUCAAUGGGAAACCGCCACGAAUGCCGCAGAAGCAACCGGGAUAUGCAAAAACUGGUCACGUGGCGCUACGCGUGAACAAGGACACGAUCAGGCCGACCCCGAAGGACCAGGUGAUGCACUUGUUC
This is a messenger RNA of Mesorhabditis spiculigera, 1029 nucleotides long. NCBI's taxonomy places the organism in Eukaryota, Metazoa, Nematoda, Chromadorea, Rhabditida, Rhabditidae. The record is from the annotation of a GenBank genome assembly.